CAGUGGAAUGAUAUGCCCUCAGUGAUGGAGCGCUCGGGGUCCGGGGUCCUGUCCAGGAGCAGAGCCAAGACUGUAACCAACGGCAACAGCCUACCACACUCUGAGGAAGAGAGCAGCGAUGAAGAGCAUGCUCAUGACAGUAUGAUCAGAGUGGGAGGAGACUACCAGGCUCAGAUCCCAGAGUUCAAACCAGACUGUCCAACCCGCUACGAUGAGAAGGACCAGAGGAGCAUGUUGGUGUGGUGUCCCAACACUCUGCUCUCCGAUGCCAUGUUGGAUGAGUACAUCCUGAUGGCUAAAGAAAAACAUGGAUACAACAUGGAGCAGGCCCUGGGCAUGUUGCUGUGGCACAAACACGACGUGGAGCGCUCACUGGCCGACCUCGCCAACUUCACCCCCUUCCCGGACGAGUGGACACUGGAGGAUAAGGUGCUGUUCGAACAGGCCUUCAGCUUCCACGGCAAGAGCUUCCACCGCAUCCAGCAGAUGCUGCCAGACAAGCUGAUCUCCAGCUUGGUAAAGUACUACUACAGCUGGAAGAAGACCAGGACCAGGACGUCAGUGAUGGACCGACAGGCCAGGAGGCUGGUCAGCAAGAGAGAGAAAGAAGACAGUAAUGAUGAGUUGGAGGAAGGAGAACCCGGCAGUGACAGUGAUUUUGAGAUUAACAACAAGAAAGAGGCAGUGAAACAGACCCCCAGCGCUAGCUCUGAGAAGCCCACCCCCAGUCGCUCUGGGCCGAUAAAGAAGGAGAAUAUCGGGGCCCAGUAUCGCCACCACCCGCUCCGAGCCCGCCGCAGACCUCCGAAAGGCAUGUACCUGGAGCAGGCAGACAUCAUGUCCCUUUCAGCCUCUCAAGAUGCCGGGGUGCUGUCUGUACGACAGCUGGACACGACGCUGGUGUCACUGAAGAGACAAGUUCAGUCCAUUAAACAGAACAACAGUAGCGUGAAACAGAGUCUUAAUGCAGGUGUUGAUGUGUUCCGAGCGGCUGAGCCUACCCCGAAGAUGAACUCUCGUUGGACCACAGAGGAGCAGCUCCUGGCUGUGCAGGCCAUCCGUCGCUAUGGUAAAGACUUUGCAGCCAUUGCAGAGGUGAUAGGAACCAAGACGCCAGCCCAGGUGAGUUCGUUCUUUGUGAGCUACCGGCGCAGGUUCAACCUGGACGAGGUGCUGAGGGAGUGGGCAGCCGAGCAGGUGGCCACCACCCGGGACCAGAAGGACCCGAGGAGGAGCGGUGAGGAGAUCACGCCAGCGACAGAGGGAGGAGCAGAGGAGGACGAGGUCAAAAUGGAGGACUUCCCCUCAGAUGCUGCCGACAGCUCCUCUCCCCCAUCCUCCACCCAGACUCCGUCGUCCUUCUCCCAGCCUCCACCGCUGCUGCGUCCCGCGCCUCCCUCGGCUCCCCCCAGCCUCCUCCGGCAGCCGCCUCCUCUCCAGACUCGCCCCCUGCAGAACCGAGCGCCCCACAACCACCCGCCACCUCCACUCAUCCGUCCCGCGGUGACCUCCUCCUCCUCAGGGAGCUCCAGCCUCAGGGCUUCUCCACCCAGCUCCUCCUCCUCCUCCUCCAGCACUGCAGCAGGGCCGCUGCCUCCGUCACUGGUCGGGCUCAAAGUGGAGCAGUCCAACUCGCACUGA
Molecule: messenger RNA, 1641 nt
Organism: Limanda limanda (common dab)
Lineage: Eukaryota; Metazoa; Chordata; Actinopteri; Pleuronectiformes; Pleuronectidae
Gene: rcor2
Product: REST corepressor 2
Exons: 14
Coding region: 13-1641 (542 amino acids)
Biological process (GO): negative regulation of DNA-templated transcription; regulation of transcription by RNA polymerase II
Cellular component (GO): histone deacetylase complex; transcription regulator complex
Molecular function (GO): transcription corepressor activity
Source: RefSeq, a predicted model, not a curated record